UGAUAAAAUUAUCGAUAUUGUGUCUAAUUCAGAUGGGGAAAAAGUUAAAUAUUUGUGUAUUAUAUGUUUCCUAAACCGUAUUGGUAUGCCUUUUCUUGAUAAGUGACGUGGUUUUUAAUAAAAAACUGUUUGGUGGAACCAAAAUAAUGAUUUCAAUAAUAUUUGGAAUACUAUUGUCGACUUCGGCAUUAUUUGCCAUAUCUUUAUUUACUCUCCGCAAUUGGGUGCAUAGCUGCAAGAGAAAACUUAAAGGAUCUUUUGAAGGUACUGUGAACAUAGGAAUUUUUCAUCCAUACUGCAAUGCUGGAGGAGGUGGAGAGAGAGUCCUAUGGUGUGCAGUGCGAGCUUUGCAGGCCAAAUAUGACAAUAUAAAAAUUGUGAUAUACACAGGAGAUAUCGACAGUUCACCAAACAGCAUUUUAGAAAAGGUUCAAGGAACUUUCAACAUCAACGUCGACAAACAAAAUACAAGUUUUGUGUACUUAAAACGUCGAAUGUUAGUCGAAGCGAAGUAUUAUCCGUAUUUUACGUUAUUGGGCCAAAGUCUGGGAUCAAUUAUUUUGGGAUUAGAAGCACUUUGCAAAUUUCCCCCAGAUAUUUAUAUAGACACAACAGGAUAUGCUUUUACUUUACCAUUAUUUCGUUAUAUUGGAAGUUGUAAAGUGGGCUGUUAUGUGCACUACCCUACAAUAAGCAUUGAUAUGCUGCGGCGUGUUCAGCAACGAGAGUAUUGCCACAAUAAUCAAGCUUAUGUUGUUCGAAAUCCAUUUAUAACAUGGCUGAAGGUUAUUUACUAUCGGGUGUUUGCUAAGCUUUACAGCUGGGUUGGUCAAUGCUCUGACACUAUUAUGGUUAAUUCCACAUGGACUGAAAAUCAUAUUCGCGAUUUAUGGGGAGUACCAUUUAAAACUCAUCGCGUGUAUCCACCAUGUGAAGUGAAAAAUAUUAAAAAGCUGAAACGCAAUGAAAAUACAGAUAAGAUUUUAAUUUUAUCUAUUGGUCAAUUCCGACCGGAAAAAGAUCAUCCAUUACAAUUGCAAGCAAUGUAUGAACUACGAACACUUUUAUCAAGAAAUGAAGAACUAUGGAAUAAGGUACAUCUUAUCAUUGUCGGCUCUUGCCGAAAUGACAGCGAUUAUGAACGCCUUAAGAAUAUGCAGGACUUGUCAAAGCAUUUGUCAUUGGAAAACUCAGUAGAAUUCAAAGUUAACGUUCAUUUUCAAGAACUGCUUCAGUUGUAUCAAAAAGCAGGUAUUGGAAUUCAUACAAUGUGGAAUGAACACUUUGGAAUUGGCGUUGUUGAAUGCAUGGCUGCUGGUAUGAUAAUGGUUGCCCACCGAUCAGGAGGUCCUUUAUUAGAUAUCAUCGAGACGUCCGAAGGAAGUCAAAAUGGAUAUUUAGCAGUUUCCGCAAUUGAUUACGCAAAUUGUAUUUUAAGCAUUGUGUAUAAUACGAAGGAAUUAAAUGACACAAUUCGAAAUGCAGCGAGAUCCUCAGUGGAAAGAUUUUCCGAAGAAGAAUUCGAAGUCAACUUUCUUCGUGCAGUGACCCCAUUAUUUAACGAAUCAUGAAGUAAAUUUCCGACUUCUUAUAAAAUAAAAAAGAGCAUUGGCUACAGAACUUACAUUAAAAAUAUCUUGUUUACAUAGUUUUGAAGGAUAAGUAUAUUGUGAUUUAACUCCAUAUAGAAAUAAAAAAAAUGUAAAUCGAA
Zeugodacus cucurbitae (melon fly) is the source of this 1711-nucleotide messenger RNA. It is a transcript of the gene Alg11, whose product is annotated as GDP-Man:Man(3)GlcNAc(2)-PP-Dol alpha-1,2-mannosyltransferase. Lineage: Eukaryota; Metazoa; Arthropoda; Insecta; Diptera; Tephritidae. The record is from RefSeq and is a predicted model, not a curated record. The coding region runs from base 147 to 1571 and encodes 474 amino acids. The transcript is spliced from 5 exons. Gene Ontology annotation, molecular function: GDP-Man:Man(3)GlcNAc(2)-PP-Dol alpha-1,2-mannosyltransferase activity. Gene Ontology annotation, cellular component: endoplasmic reticulum membrane. Gene Ontology annotation, biological process: protein N-linked glycosylation.